Puccinia graminis f. sp. tritici CRL 75-36-700-3 is the source of this 225-nucleotide messenger RNA. RefSeq lists its product as uncharacterized. Bases 1 to 225 code for a protein of 74 amino acids. Lineage: Eukaryota; Fungi; Basidiomycota; Pucciniomycetes; Pucciniales; Pucciniaceae. The transcript is spliced from 2 exons. The record is from RefSeq and is a predicted model, not a curated record.
AUGAUGAACAGGUUGACUGGGAAGAGGUGGACGUGGAAGAAAUUCAUGGUGGGCGACUGGACUCAGAAGAUACCACUGGCAAGGUUGGAUUUGAUCUCGUUCUAUCGAAGGCUGGAGAACAACGAUCUACCAAGAAACGUAGCGCCAAUAGCGCCUUGGAGCGACAAAUUCGCCAUGAAGUCCAUCGCAUGCACACCAUCACCCUGCUUACUGCUGGCGUCUUGA